GUACCUAACAAAUAACACGAGCGCGGCAGCUGUUCAAUUAUCCAAUCAGCUUGUGAUACAGAGAACGUGAAAUACGAUGAAAUGUUGAUGUUGAAACCAGAAUUUUGUGAAAUGUAUGAAUAAGCGCUUUAGACCUGACUCAGUUUAAUAUAUUUGGGCAUUGGAUUCUAUGUUUUGACGAAUUCUGUCAAUGGAAAAGCCAGAUAACGGAGAUUGGAUUGUCCGGUGUUCAGAUGAAGAAUACAGUGAAUGUGAAGGAGAAUGGGAGCCACCUCCUGAAGAAAUUAUUCGAUUGUAUGAACUUCUAGAUCAGAAGGCUGUUCCAAAUCUAGAAUGGAAGUGUCCAGGGCGACGAGCACCUUCACCAGCACAAGAUGAAUUCUACCAUGAGGACGAAGAAUCUUUGGAAUCAAAACCAGAGGAAAAGUCAGAUUUCGAUUUCAUGGACGAAAUGUCUUCACCCAAGCUGCCAGUAAGAAGGGGAGGUGAAGGUGGCCCCAAGGGCAGUGCUAAAAAGAAAACCACAAGUCUUGAUGAUGUUCUUUCUAACAUGAGGAGACAUCGGAAACUGGAGCAGCUUGAGAAGCAAGCCAGCAAUUGUCCUCCUUGUUCUUCGCCAUCGUGAGGAUACAUUUCACAUGAAGCAUUAAAUGCAUUAUUUCUUUGAAUUUCCACAUAGUCUCCUUGUAUAAAGUUUUAUAUAAAUUCUUUGUAUGUGUCAAUACACGUUAUUUACCUAAAACUAUUUCUGUAUGUGUUAAGUUUCCUGAAGUUUUCUUUUUCAGAAUUUUUAUUUUAGAAGUUAGGGAUAGUGAAAAAGAAAGUUGUUAAGAUAAUCAUAAGGCACACUAUUGCUGCUUUCAGAUCCAUAUCCUCUCAUUUCGGGUUUGAUUUGUCCCUCUCACCAACCCCUUCACAUAUUUUGAGAAGAACGUACAUAACAAAAAAUGUUACAACAAAUAAGGUGCUUAAUCUACUGAUACUCAUAGGCACAGUGAUUUUUUUUUUUAUUGUUUGGAAUAGUUAUUAAUCUGUUCUGCAUCUAUUUAUGGGUUCUGAUGAAAGAAAGGUAUCUGAAGGGAUUAACAUAAUUGUGUUUAUCCGUCAGCUUUGCGCAUCUUAAGUGUUUGCUAACAUUGUGAAUUAGUGAAGUGUGUUUUUCUUCUUUCUUUUCCUCUUCAAUUUCACCCACCUUAGCAAUCAGGCCUAGACCCAAUUGAUUCAAUGCUCUUCACGACGUUUUGUAGGUUUUGAGAACACAUGAUUUAUGGAUCUUCAACCCGUGCAUUCUAGAUUGCUUUUAUUUAAAUAUAACUCGUGUCACCUUGGCAGUAUCUCUGGAGACUAAAACGAAAACCCAUUUUGGUGAAGAAAACGUGUGAAUUACAUCAACACCCUUCUAAUAGUUGUCUAAUGAGUCUCAAACUAAAGUGACAAUACACACACUAAUGGUCUCCACUAGUUAUGCACAUCCUGUCCUUAGCACAAAGAAGGCAUUCCAAAACCUACAUAAUAAAAUAUGUUGAGUGUGACUUGUCAUUGGAGUAGAAAACCAACUUUUUAAGGUCAAGCCCUAUGACAUACAUGCACAAAGGUUACAGGCAAGUUACGUGGUUGAACACUACCAGGCAAAUGCUGAAGCUGUACCUUAACAAAUGAGCCAGACUGCGUGUGGCCUUUUUUCUCAUUCUUCUGUACCCUUACACAAAUGUACACACAUGCAUGUAAGUGUCAGUAAAAGGAAAGAAGAAAAGGGAAGGAUCUGAGACCCACAGAAAACCUCAUCAAAACAAGUAAGCUGGAAUUCUCCUUCAAACAGCAUCUGAAUAAGCAUCUCUUCAACUUGGCUAUACUACUAGAGUUGAAAAUACACCACCAUUGGGACUUUCCCUAGGACCAGCAGACUGACUGCUGGCUCUGACGUAACCCAGCCAGUCUAAAAAUGGGUUGCAUGAA
Molecule: messenger RNA, 1956 nt
Organism: Gryllus bimaculatus (two-spotted cricket)
Lineage: Eukaryota; Metazoa; Arthropoda; Insecta; Orthoptera; Gryllidae
Source: the annotation of a GenBank genome assembly